Molecule: messenger RNA, 3195 nt
Organism: Melitaea cinxia (Glanville fritillary)
Lineage: Eukaryota; Metazoa; Arthropoda; Insecta; Lepidoptera; Nymphalidae
Product: leucine-rich PPR motif-containing protein, mitochondrial-like
Exons: 15
Coding region: 7-3060 (1017 amino acids)
Molecular function (GO): protein binding
Source: RefSeq, a predicted model, not a curated record
UCCAUAAUGUAUUAUUACAGAUUUUACACAACGGAGAGAGGAACGAGAGACACUGAGAAUCUUGGCAAUAUAAAUGGAAUUAUUUUCUCUGGAGGGCCUACGAAAGGCCGAAUUCGGAAAGAUAAACUAUCUUCGGAAGAACUUCUCGAAAAGCUUAUAGCUAAUUUAUCGACAGAUAUUCAUCAAAAGAAUAGAGUAUAUAAAAAUGACUUAGUAACAGUUAUUAAUAAAAUUAAAGAGUUAAAUGUAUCGUCUAAAAAACAAGGAUUACUUCUAUUGAAAUGUUGUACGGAGCUACUUCCAGAUGAAACGCCGAGUUCAAGGAUGGCUUUAGUUGAACAGAUAUGGAAUACCAUCAAGCCUCAUACAAAAUUCGAUGUGGAUUAUUAUAAUGAGUUACUACGAACCUACAUUGCUAAUAAUAGAACCAUCAAUGUCACUUCAUUUCUCUCACAGAUGGGCUCAGUAAAGCCUAACUUGACAACAUAUGAAUUGAUAUUAAGAACAUUGGGAGAGGCUGGUGAUAAAAAUCAAUGCACAGAGGUGAUAUCGAACAUGAAGUCACAAGAUUUACCGGCCACUGAAUAUGUGUUUAAUUCUUUAAUCAUCUGUGAAGGAAAACUUGGAAAUCUAGACAACAUACAAGAGAUAUUAACGAUGAUGAAAUCACUUAAAUUAGAGCAUUCAAUAAACACAUACACAGCAACUGCCAGAGCUUUAGCUUUUAAUAAAAAGAACGAUCUUUUAUUAAAAGAAAUGGAUAAAGCACGUAAUGCUGGUAUAAAAUUUGACGAAGUUCAUUUGAUGGAUAUUGUCAAGACUUUGGCUUCUGUUGGGAAUUACGAACCAAUACCACGUAUACUAAAGUACUUGCCAGUAGAAAUCCUUCAAGCUCCAUCAAUAACCCCUUACAUGCAAAGUGUAGCAACUUUACUAGUAUUUCAAAACCAUCCUAUGGUGGCACUAGAGAUAUAUAAGUGUUUGCCUUUACCUUCGUUUGGACCUAAAGAUGAUAAAGGAUUGCACGGGCGUAGUCUUGUAAGAGAUUGUGUCAAAGCAUCUGUGCCAUCCAGUAUCAUAGCGCUCGUAACUCAAGAACUGAUGUCGUCAGGUCGUAAUCCCAUAGCUAUACAAAACGCAGCCGAGGCAGCCUUACAACUGGGUAAAGUCCCUCUUGCCUUGGACUUGUUUACGCGGAUGAAACAACUUGGGUUACCAGUGAGGUCACAUUACUUCUGGCCUAUAUUGAUACACACUUCUCAGACUUAUGGAGAGAAAGGUAUCAUGAACACAAUAUCUACAAUGGUGGCCAUGGAAGUCAAACCGGACUACGAGACAAUUUUGGACUUCGUACUGCCGUACGUCAGUUUUACGUCACCUCAGAAUUUGAUGAAGAAAUUCCUAGAGACAGGUCUAACCGUCACGAGUGUUUUGACUCCAAUGAUGGUGACCUUGCUUAAUACCGGGCAGGUUCGAGCGGCUAGUGAGAUAUGUGAAUUAUUCCAAGGGAAAGUCGAUGCCGAACUUAUUUUAAAGCCAUUAUUGAAAGGCUUUUUAUUGAGUUCAGAUAUAAAAUCUACAAUUCAUAUAUUAGAAGAUAUAACAGCAAAAGCAUCGGACAAAGACAAAGAUUGGACGGGUAGGUUCCUAUGUGUGUGUAUGAGGCAGAAGAAUAUAAACGGUGAUUUGACUGAAAUAUUACAUUUAAUUAAGGCAUUACAAGAUACAUCAAUAAAAAUAUCAACAUCCGCAGUAGAUUACUGUAUGUCUCGAUUGCCGGAAAUCAAAGGAAAUGAUAAUAUAAUAGAUAGUUUUAAGGAAGCUCUCAUUCAAAUCACGGACGAUAAACUGAUUGACGAUGGGCAACUGUUUGUUCAACACAUACCGCAUCCAAAACAAAUGAACGAGGAGUCCCUUAAAGCACAUUUAGUGGAACUUGAGUCUAAAGGCAUGAACACACGCGGUGUUCUGCGAAAACUUUUGCAGCAGUACUGCAGGGAUGGGAACCUGGCCGCUGCCAGGGAAAUACUCGACAAAUGUGAGAAAGAAGAGGUCUUCCUCUCAGCUGGUAUGAAAGCAUCAAUAUUCGAUCUCCACGUUAAGUUAGGGGAAUUAGAAUUAGCAGAACUGGCACUAGCGGAUUUAAACAAAACUUCGCCGAAUUUUACUCUAGACGAAUAUAAAGUGAUCGACUUCGCUACUCUCAUGGUGUACAGGAACAAAAUCGAUAAGGCAUUUGAACUCAUCACCGAACAGUCGAAGAAAAGGCGUAUAUCAGGUGGUCGUGGAGUAUCGCUAAACUGUUGGCGACUACUGGACGCCACAGCGGCGCACGGCUCCCCGGCCGACACUCGCCGCAUGCUGGAGCUCCUGACCGGCCUGCGCUACUGCCGCCCCGACAACACCAUGCUGGGCCCCUUGGUGCGGGCGCACUUGAAGAGUGGCCAUCUUGAAGAAGCUGUCAAGGAAUUCGUAAAAUUAGCUGAUAAAUAUAAGAAAACUCCACUCAAACACGAGUUACUGUGUAAAGUAUUAAAGGCGAUGAGUGAUGGUAAAACAGAAGACACUUUUAUAGAGAACGAGAAAGCAAAUGGGAAAUUAAAUAAAUUUGUGCAAACUAUCCUCAAUGUCAAUAAACAAGUGCACGGCGCUGGUGAUGUUCAAUUAACCCUAAUAGCAGCUUUAGCUGAUGUCGGCUAUAAGAAGACCUUAAGGAAGUUGUUCCUAGACCCCACAGUAAAGUUCCAUCCUGAUGCUCUAAUGCGUCACUGCGAAAGAUUUGCAGACGAUAAGAAAGUUGAAGCUUUGGAAACUAUCGCUGAGUGUGCGAAGGACCUUCGACAUGUGCCUAUUGAAGAAAUUUAUAACAUGAUCUUAGAUGUUUACCAACGGGAUGACAAAUGUCAAGAAGCUCUGUCGCUGUGGUAUAAAAUGCAAGAAAACGAAAUAAUGCCAUCACAAAAAUUCGUCAGAAACCUUUGCUCGCUCUGCAAGGCCAAUAACAAACAGGUUCCGUCAGAUUUAUCCAUCCUUCUUGAUAAGCAAAUGAAGAAAAUCUAAAAUAAAGGGUUUCAUAGUAGCUUGUUUUAAAGCUAAUUAACUAAAUUGUUCACAGUGAAAAAAUGUACACCAGUGUAAAAAAAAAAUUGUUUGUAAUAUCUGUGAUAUUAUUUAUUAUAUUACGUAAUACAUGUA